UUUCCUUCGUAAUAAGUCGGCAUUUGAUCACAUUUAAACUUCUUUGUAGCAUCUAGUAACUAGUCAAUUAAAUAGUUUACAAACUGUAAAACCAUUAAGGAAAACAUAAUUAUUUCACGGUAAAUUUAGUGAAUGAAAUUGUGUUUAAAAAUGUGUACCUAUAUAUUUGUACAUCAAAAAAACACGACGUAAAAAAAUGAACGCAGGCAUAGUUAGAUAAAUAUUUUUAUUCUCGUUUGUUUUAAAGUGAUAAAAUUCAUGUAAUUUGCAACAUUCCCAGAAAAUACUAUUUAAAACUUAAGACUCUCCUAAUUAAAGAAAAUGAAGGUACACUUUCGUGAACAAUAUGGUUCUAAAGGAGAGGAAGUUCUCUAUAUUACACCAGCAGAUCAAAAUAACAUUGUUCGCGUACCUUUGCGCAGCGAUAAAUUGGUAAUACAGGAGAAAUUUUUUCUUUUCCGAAUACUCCAGAAAAUCUUCUUACCGAAAGGCUAUCCAGAUAGCGUCAGCGAAGAUUACGCGUCAUAUCAAGUAUGGGAUACUAUACAGGCAUUUUGCAGCACCAUAUGUGGUACACUUUGCACCCACGCCAUUCUGAAAGGAUUAGGUGUGGGUAAUGAUAACAUAACAGCUUAUUCAGCUACAGUCACUUGGAUUCUUAAGGACGGUAGUGGACACAUAGGUCGUAUCUUAUUCUCAUGGUGGAAGGGCUCGCAGCUGGAUAUUGAUUCAAAAAAAUGGCGCCUAAGAGCAGAUUUUCUGAAUGAUUUAGCCAUGGGAAUUGAAAUAUAUGUGCUUCCAAAGUACCAAUUUUUCAGUACGCACUUAUUGUGUGUCACAACUGUACUAAAAGCUAUUGUUGGUGUUGCAGGUGGUGCAACUCGUGCCGCACUUACGCAGCAUCAUGCAAUUCGGGGCAACUUAGCUGACGUAGCCUCGAAAGACAGUUCGCAAGAGACGUUCGUAAAUUUGAUAGCUUCAUUCGUAGGUCUUUAUUUGUUAACGCUUAUUAAAAGUCAAAGCAUAUUGUACACCGUUUUUAUAUUUAUUAUCACAACUCAUCUUUAUGCAAACUUAAAAGCUGUCAAAGCUGUCUGCUUACGUACAUUCAACGAGUCACGUUAUUUAAUUGCUUUGGAAGAGUACUUCCGAUCUGGGCGAAUGUUAACACCUCAGCAGGUUAAUAAAAUGGAGCGCGUUACUAUAGGACAAACAGUUUCUGUGUCGCUAAAUAUUUAUAUAGGCUUAUCAAUCAGAGCUCUCAUCGAUGAAUAUAAAACGACUCACGCGGUUGAAAACAUAAUUUCGUCUUUCGAUCCACACGAACGUUUUAUUAUUGCUGAAAGUAAUAAAAAUAUAGGUGUGUAUUUGCAUUUUGAUGCACGGGCCCAAGAUGUCCUAAAAGCAUAUUUCUUCGCCGUAUCCUAUUUGCAAGAUCGUAAUCAAACCAAAGACAAAUAUUGGGAAAUUCAGUCUAAAUGGCAAGAGUUCGUAACGUUGGCACAAAAAGAGGGCUGGAUUACUACUCAGCAUUUACUGAUGGUGGACGAAUAUCGACUGGACUGGAAGGCAUAAAAUAAAACAUAGUACAUUAAUGAUAAAAAUGAAUUAAUUGAAAAAUACAAAAUUUUAAGUUUUGUAGGUCAAUCAAUUACACGAUCUCAAGCAGAAUCUUCAGUUUACAUGCACUAUACAAAAUCUUGUUUCAAAAUAUAAUAUUAUCAAAAGGAUUUUACUUUAUUUUAUAAAAGCCGUGUUAUUCUGAUAUAUUUGAUAUUAGAAUUUAAGAAAGUGAUAUGCACAUAUCUCGUAAAAACCAAAACUAGCACUAUAAAUAAAAAAGAAAAUAUUUCUACAAGUA
This is a messenger RNA of Bactrocera dorsalis (oriental fruit fly), 1861 nucleotides long. Its product is annotated as RUS family member 1. Lineage: Eukaryota; Metazoa; Arthropoda; Insecta; Diptera; Tephritidae. The transcript has 8 exons. The record is from RefSeq and is a predicted model, not a curated record. The coding region runs from base 322 to 1575 and encodes 417 amino acids.